Molecule: messenger RNA, 1104 nt
Organism: Ictalurus punctatus (channel catfish)
Lineage: Eukaryota; Metazoa; Chordata; Actinopteri; Siluriformes; Ictaluridae
Gene: mtres1
Product: mitochondrial transcription rescue factor 1
Exons: 4
Coding region: 163-852 (229 amino acids)
Source: RefSeq, a predicted model, not a curated record
AUGCACGUGAGGCUUUAAUAAUCUUGGUUUUUAAUUCAGUUCUGUGCUUUUUUAUGCGUAUUAAAGUAAUCCGGAGUUGUUUUAGUGACUGAACAGGAGGAGUGUGUGAAGUUACACGCGGUGUUUGGACGUGUACACUCUUAUUUGGCGUGAGAGGAGACGAUGCAGAGUUUAUCGGUCCAGGCUCUGACCCUGCGCCAGCUCGGGAGACUCACGUCCCUGCAGGUUCCGUGCGCGUGGCACGGCGCGAGUUUAUUGCUGCGCUGUCCGCGAGCGCUCCACGCACGUCAGCUCUGGGGCCCGAGCGCUCCUCUGGUUCAGCGCUCGGCCGCGCUCCUAAAGCACCGAGGCGCCGCGCGCGGUCCGCCCUACCAGCAAACACGCUUUAAGGGCUAUAAGAAGAAAAAGGGGCGAGCUGGAAGUGCUCAGGAGGAAGAGGACGAAGAAGAAGAGGAAGAGGAUCCGGAGGCCAGCGAUUACGAGGACGAGCUGCAGGAGGAUCCCAGUUUACCCAAAGACUAUAAAGAUCACCAGAAAGCAGUUCAGUCGCUACGCUUCGACCUCGUGAUGAAGACGGGACUCGACGUCGGCAGGCAUAAAAUCGAGGACGCUUUCUACGACCACAAGCUGAGGCUGAACGGACAGAAGCUCAUAAAGAAAAGCAAAACUGUGAAAGUGGGAGACACACUGGACCUGAUCGUCGAGGAGGACAAAGAGAAGGACGAGGUGACGCUGAAGAGAGUCGUCCUGAAGAAGAUCGUGGGAGAAACGAACGACGGAGAGAAACAGAAAGUGCUGCUGAGAAGCUGGAAACAUCUCCAGCUUCCCAAACGAGACGCCUUCGGAGAAUAAGCAACGUUACGAUGAACCUUCUGAUGUGUUUGGGGGUUUUAUUUUUCCCCCCUCCCGCUCUGUUCUGGAAAGACGUCAUAGUUGACAACUGACAAUUUAAUCGACGUUGUCUCAACAUUGUAGGGAUUUCACUCGUGAGAGAGAGUCGAGGAACUUGUACAGGAUUAUUUAUGGGUCUAACAAUGAAAGCUCAUCUUGUGUGCUUUAAAAUAUUUUGCAUAUAUCACGUAUUAAAUGUUCACUUCACGACAA